AGCUCGGUGAGUGAUAUCCAGGUUCGCCUGGUCAGAGGAAUAGUACUACCUAGGGGCCUUUAUAAUCUGUGAUGGUUCGUAGACAUUUCACCACUGAUUCCCCAUGGAUCGCUCUUACUUGCUCACCGUUCCAUUCGCCAUUUGUCUCUAUGGCGUCUUCAAACGACGUUCGAUCUCAAAGGAAAGGCAACCUCCCGUCGUUGAUAUACCGGCCGAGGAUAUCUUCGCCAGACCGAAGGAAGCGUAUUCGGCCGCCCUUGAGGCAUAUGGCCCUGUCAUCGCUGUGCAUCGGAAAGGAAACCUUGAAUACAUCGUUGGUCCUGAGUACGCGAGAUAUGUCCUUACAUGCGACAAGCUAUUCAGCUUCGAACAAGGCUCCGCUGCGAUCAUGAAUUUGCAACCGAUCAUGGCUAUUACCCAGGGCGCCCUCUUCCAAGACCUCAACGAAUUUGUUCGAGAAGGUAUUAUCGCGAGGAUUGAUGAGAUCGUGUAUAAGAUAUUCCCCAUCUAUGACCGUGACGGCUCAUUUUUCGUGGACGCUGUCAGAUUGUCUCAACAGGGUCAACCCCAGCCUGAUUCCUUCCAACAUUCUCGUAACACCAUCUCCGAGACCACCCUUAUUCUUCUGCUGGGUGAAGCCUACGUGAACGAACGGAACAUGCGAAUCAUCGAAGACGUAUCGAACGGGAUGGCAGAACUCACGGGUCAGUACCAGAACUUCUCGUUCCUGGGAAGAUACCUGCCCUGGCUAUGGGUCUUUCUCACCUGGAUCAACGUGAUAUUGAUUAAGAUACCAUUCGGCUUCCUGCGUCUGCUUGGCCCGCAGCUCUGGGCGGACGUGAAUCAAUUUGAAACCAACGUUGCAUCCGGCAUUUCCCCGCGGGACGAGCCUAAGAAUGUGUUGUACCACAUCGUCAAGACGUACUCGCCCGACGGACGGCGAAUUGGACUCUUUCGCCGAAUCUACAUCGGCGUUCUACUACUAUGCCUGAUCUUUGCCGCAGUACACACCACGACGGUCGUCUCGCAAUGGGUGCUCUUCCAGCUCGCUGCGCACCAGGAGUACUUGGCCCCGUUGCGCGAAGAGCUCCUUAAGAUCCGCGAGGAAGACGACUCGGGUGCUAUGAGUUUGACCGCAGCAUCUUUGCGCGAAGCGCACUUGCUUGACUCGUUCAUCCGCGAGGUAAUGCGGCUCAAAGGGGAUACCAUUUCGACCAUGCGAUUCACCACAUGCGACGCGCCGUUGGGCGAAUACAUAAUACCCAAGGGGUCCUUCGUGACACCGAUGUCAUGCAUGGUUCACGAGAAUCCAGAGACAUUCGGUGACGAGGCGUCGGACUUCAACGGCUUCCAAUGGGCAGAACAGAACAAGGAUGCAGCAAUGACCGGCGCGACACACAUUGUCUUCGGACUCGGCCGCUUUGCGUGCCCGGGUAGGGUACUCGCUAUAAAUGAGAUCAAACUUAUUGUAUUGUGCCUGAUAGGACGUGCCACGCCGAGUCUUCUCGAGGGCCGCUUCGAAGUUACGGACCCCCUUAACACAGUCACGCAGCCUCCUAAAGGAACUCUAGUCUUCACGCCACUGGAGAAACCCCUCCUCUAGACGUCUGCCAUACUCCGCACCGACACCCUACCCCUCGUAGCUCAUGAUCCUUGUUGCUCUACAUCACGACAUCCGCUUCUCGUGUAUGUUGCUCUAACGAUGCUUUCGAUAACAAUCAGUAUGUAGCAUUGCGUUUCCGUCUACCCAUUCGUCAGGUAGAUAUGCGGGCUGCCAGCGUAGAUGAGUCACUCAGCCAUUCGGAGCGUUGACG
Messenger RNA from Rhodofomes roseus, 1814 nucleotides. RefSeq names its product cytochrome P450. NCBI's taxonomy places the organism in Eukaryota, Fungi, Basidiomycota, Agaricomycetes, Polyporales, Fomitopsidaceae. The transcript has 14 exons. Gene Ontology annotation, molecular function: monooxygenase activity; heme binding; iron ion binding. The record is from RefSeq and is a predicted model, not a curated record. Bases 104 to 1603 code for a protein of 499 amino acids.